This is a messenger RNA of Arachis stenosperma, 3054 nucleotides long. RefSeq names its product putative pentatricopeptide repeat-containing protein At5g52630. Gene Ontology annotation, molecular function: protein binding; RNA binding; zinc ion binding. Lineage: Eukaryota; Viridiplantae; Streptophyta; Magnoliopsida; Fabales; Fabaceae. The transcript is spliced from 3 exons. The record is from RefSeq and is a predicted model, not a curated record. Bases 309 to 2429 code for a protein of 706 amino acids. Gene Ontology annotation, biological process: RNA modification.
UGAACUUAACUAAUUAGCUUCCCAUCUCCUCCACAUGCACCCAGCCAGCCACCCCCGGCCGACACGUUCACUUCACAUGAUGCCAUGCUGUUUAAACUUUAAACCACCUUAAUCCCCCUUUCAUUCUUUGCUUCUGCUUUACGAUAAUUAAUUAACAAAGGGGUAGCCAGAAGCCAGUAGCCUGUAGCCACUUCUCUACUUGGGCCUUGGCGAGGCCCAAAUCAUAAGGCCUGGCCCAACAACAAAACAAAGCAAAUUAGUUGGUUAGUGGUUCUUCUAAGUUACUAGCCUUGUAUCUCUUUUAUGAAAUGAAACUUGGGUUUCUACUAAGACAGUAUGUUAUUAGCAGAAGGAGCAAAUUUGCAGUGCAAUUCCAUGAAUAUCAUCACUCACCGGAUCAGCUCAAUUCCGUCAUCAACAAUGCUUCUCAAUUCAAGAACCUCAAACACGCCACGCAAAUCCACACCCGAAUCAUCACAGCCAACUACGCCUCCCACCCUAUACUCUUCAACAACCUCCUCCUCCUGUACGCCAAAUGCGGUUCCAUCCAUCAUUCCCUCCUCUUCUUUACGUCAACCCCACGCGCCUCCAUCAACGUCGUCACUUUCACCACCCUCAUCACCUACCUCUCGCGUUUUAACAACCCAUUCCUUGCCAUCUCCUACUUCAACCGCAUGAGAUGCACCGGCAUUUAUCCCAACAAUUACACAUUCUCUGCCGUCUUGCCCGCUUGCGCCCACACAAACCUUGUUACCCACGGCCAACAACUGCAUGCUUUGGUUUAUAAACAUGGAUUUGACACUGAUACCUUUGUGGCUAGUGCCUUGCUUGACAUGUACGCUAAGUGUGGCUCUAUGUAUUUGGCACAGAAGCUGUUCGAUGAAAUGCCCCAUAGAAACCUUGUCUCUUGGAACUCUUUGAUUGUUGGGUUUUUGAAAAAUAACUUGUAUCAUCGUGCUAUUGGGAUUUUUAGGGAGGUUGUCCGCCAGGCCUCGCUUCCUCCUGAUCAGGUUAGCUUUUCGAGUGUGUUUGCUGCUUGUGCUGCUGUGGUUGACAUGGAUUUCGGCAAGCAGGUGCAUGGGAAUGGUUUGAAGCGUGGUUUACUUGUGUUGGUUUAUGUGAAGAACUCGUUGGUGGACAUGUACAGUAAAUGCAGGUUGUUUGAUGAUGCGGCCAAGUUGUUCCAUGCUGAUGGAGAGAGAGAUGUUGUUACCUGGAACGUAAUGAUCAUGGGAUGUGUACACAGUGAACACUUUGAGGAAGCUUGCAGCUAUUUCAGGGCCAUGAAGAGGGAAGGCUUCUUGCCAGAUGAAGCUUCGUAUUCCUCUGUUCUUCAUGCUUCUGCCAGCAUUGCUGCUUUAACUCAAGGAACCUUGAUCCACAACCAGAUAUUAAAGCUUGGGCAUGUGAAAAAUGCAUGUGUAUCGAGCUCACUGGUAAUGAUGUAUGGCAAAUGUGGGAACUUGUUUGAUGCUUAUCGGGUAUUUGAAGAAACUGAGCAUCGCAAUGUGGUUUGUUGGACAGCUAUGAUAGCGGUUUGCCACCAACAUGGCUGCGCAAAUGAAGCAAUUGGGUUAUUUGAGGACAUGCUCAAAGCGGAAAUUGUGCCUGAGCACAUCACUUUUGUUUCUGUGCUGUCAGCUUGCAGCCAUACUGGACAGGUUGAAGAUGGAUUUAGGUACUUCAAUUCCAUGAAUAACAUCCAUAAUAUAGAACCUGGGCUUGAACAUUAUGCUUGCAUGGUUGAUCUGCUUGGUCGGGUUGGGCGGUUGGAUGAAGCAUGGAAGUUCAUUGAAUCAAUGCCAAUCAAGCCUGACUCAUCAACUUGGGGGGCUUUGCUUGGAGCAUGCGGAAAGUACGGCAAUCUUGAAAUGGGCAGGGAGGUUGCGGACAAGCUAUUCAAGUUGGAACCAGAUAAUCCAGGAAACUAUGUGCUUCUUUCUAAUAUCUAUUCACGACAUGGGAUGUUGGAAAAAGCUAAUGAGGUCAGGCAAUUGAUGGGGAUCAAGGGGGUAAGGAAAGAGACUGGAUGUAGCUGGAUUGAUGUUAAGAACAAGACCUUUAUAUUCACUGUGAAUGAUAGGUCACAUUCAAGGACCGAUGAGAUCUAUGAAAUGUUACAGAAGCUAAAGGAGUUGGUAAAGAAGAGAGGAUAUGCUGCUAAGACACAGUUUGCAACCAACAGUGCAGAAGGGUCUGAAGAGCAGAGUUUGUGGUAUCACAGUGAGAAAUUAGCUCUUGCAUUUGGUCUUCUGGUCCUCCCAGCUGGAUCUUCUGUAAGGAUAAAGAAGAAUUUGAGGACUUGUGGUGAUUGUCAUACUGUUAUGAAGUUUGCUUCGGAGAUUUUUCAGAGAGAGAUUAUCGUAAGAGAUAUCAAUAGGUUUCAUCGAUUCACUAAUGGCUUGUGCUCGUGUAGAGAUUAUUGGUGACUGAAAGUUGAAACAUAUGUUAACCAUAUGAACAGAACUGCUUAAUUCAGGGGGAUUCCAGUGUGCUCCCUUUUCACUUAGUUUCAAGAAUAAUACUGAAGUUAUAAUGAUUUCUGACAGAGAUGCAUGGCCAAUCUUUUUCAUGUCUUAAUUCAAAUGUUUAUAAUUGAUUCAGGAUUUAUAGUUGAAGGGAUAUUGUUUCAAGGGCAUCUGGAAAGAAAUGACAAUCAAAUAUGGAAGUGUCGAAAACAUCAGAAACCAUUCACACGUACAAUGAUAUAAAAUACAUGCAUAACCAUUGACAAUUAGUAGAAUGCAAUUUUCGCAACCAAAGAAGGAAGAACGACGUGCUUGAUUUAAGAGUCUGGUUCUUGGAGAAUAUGAAAUUUUCUUAUGUACUGGUUAGUGCUAGGCACGCCUUGUAAAGAUCUUCCAUUGGAUCAAAUUAGGAGUCUUGCAAACUAUGGAGAGCCUUAUAUUUGCUAAGUAACAAAUUAAAAACAGCUGGCGCUGCUUGGUAAAGGUGAUCAAGUUGCAUUGCUGGACUGCAUACAUCUAGCAUAUAAAAAAAAUCAUUUCUUAUUGUUAUGUUUCCACCUAAGGAGAAUUAAAAAUUAUAUUUGUA